CCCUUCCCCACAUCCCGCCUCGCCCUGCCCCCCCUCCCCGCUCCGCACGGCCCUCGCCUGCCUGGCCACGCCGGUAGCCGGGGCCUCACGGGCUGCACCGGCCCCAACCGCCCCCGGAGAGCAGAACGGCAGCGCCUGACAUUAGGCAGCCUCCUAGGCUAGCUCAUCCUUUAUGGAAAACGGGGAAAACGCGGCGGGUUUGCCCUUGUGGCAUUUUGCGGGCGCUGGGAACAAAGCCGUGCCGUGCCGUGCCGAGCCGUGCCCGUGCCGGCCCCGCGCCGGGGCUCCCCGAGCGCAGCGGCAGCGCCUGCCGCCCGAAGGCACUGCCCGGGCACCUCCUCAUCCUCUCCUCUCCUGUUUGUUUUCCUUGCUAGCCAGCUGGCGGAGCAUCACCGAGUCACAGCAGGAAUCGGUCAGGACGGUGUUUGGCUGACCCCAGGGAUCGCUGGUGCAUCAGGCACAGCUGGUGGCGUACAAAUGCUGCGACCUUAAGCUGUUUUUCCCCCCCCCCACCAUCUGUGUCCCAGCACAGGAGGGAGCCAUGGUGUGCAUUCCCUGCAUCGUGAUCCCUGUUCUGCUCUGGGUCUACAAGAAGUUUGUGGAGCCCUACAUCUACCCCAUGAUCGCCCCCUUCAUCAAGCGCUUCUGGCCCAAGAGGGCUGUGCAGGAGCCACCAGGCACCAAGCAGGGGCCAGGAGGCAGCACUGGGGACCCUCGGGGACCUGCCAAAGGAGGCCAGGAGGAUGGAUCUGGAAGCCUUAAAUUGGAAAGCAAUGGCAUUGCAAAUGGAAGUGUUGCAGAGAGAUCCACUGCAGUAUAUGACAAGAAAACGGCUUGAAAGAGUUCAUUCCUAAGGAUUUUAUUGCCUCAUGUCCAGUAUGAACUGCUGAUAUUCCUCUCAAUUUGAGACUUUUUUCUUUGCACAUUUUAGCUGAAUAAAAAACUCAAUUGCUUGCAGGAGAGAGUCUUUUUUGCCACUAAAAUGGCAGAUGGCGCAUUUGUUUAUUUAAAAUAUUUGAAAGCUGAUGUUCUUGUAUUUUUCUCGCUGAAACUACUUUUCAUCUGCCUCUGUUUGGUGUGAUUACAGUUUAGGUUAAAUAACAUAAGAAUAAAUUGUCUAUGGAAGGUAAAUGUAUCUUAGCAUCUUGAUGUCACUGAGUGCUAGUGCAGUACUUGAGGCUUUCACCUUAAAGGCUUUAUCUGUUCUUGAUGAAGAACUGUUUACUGCAUUGUGACAAAAAAAAAAGCUCGUAAUUUAUCUAUGAAGAAUUUAGAUUUUUUUCAUGUCAAGUCUAUGGAUGAGCUAGAGGAGUUGUGCUACAUACAAAAUUUAUUUAGCUUACUAAAAGCAGAAAGUCUUGAUGUGAUACUUCCCUGAAUUAUUUUCCUUGAACUAUUAUGCCUUUUUUUUUCCCUGAGGCAUGAUGCAAGAGAAUGUUGCUUUAUGUUCUGUUCUAGUGAUUUAUAAUGGCAAAGUUCUGGCUUUUAAAAAAAAAACCCAACAUCCAACUAAAACCUCUUGCUUGUGGAAUUUUCAUUAUAAUAAACUGGGGUUUUACUUAAAAA
Pyrgilauda ruficollis (rufous-necked snowfinch) is the source of this 1566-nucleotide messenger RNA. It is a transcript of the gene CUNH18orf32, whose product is annotated as chromosome unknown C18orf32 homolog. Bases 542 to 838 code for a protein of 98 amino acids. The transcript has 3 exons. NCBI's taxonomy places the organism in Eukaryota, Metazoa, Chordata, Aves, Passeriformes, Passeridae. Gene Ontology annotation, biological process: positive regulation of canonical NF-kappaB signal transduction. The record is from RefSeq and is a predicted model, not a curated record.